Molecule: messenger RNA, 786 nt
Organism: Cadophora gregata
Lineage: Eukaryota; Fungi; Ascomycota; Leotiomycetes; Helotiales; Ploettnerulaceae
Gene: TIF45
Product: eukaryotic translation initiation factor 4E
Exons: 3
Coding region: 1-786 (261 amino acids)
Biological process (GO): translational initiation
Cellular component (GO): eukaryotic translation initiation factor 4F complex; cytoplasm
Molecular function (GO): translation initiation factor activity; RNA 7-methylguanosine cap binding
Source: RefSeq, a predicted model, not a curated record
AUGGCAGCAGUCGCCCCACAAACACCUAUUGAUGCCUCAACACCAGUUGAUUUGACCACCAUCCCCAUUUCCCCAGAGGGUGCCAGCCGUGACGAGAAUAAGAAGCCCACACCCAGCGGAGAGGAUGAACAGAUCACUGUCUUCCACGACAAGGACAAUUUCAAUGUCAAGCACCCAUUGAUGCACAAGUGGACUCUUUGGUUCACCAAGCCUCCGAGUGGAAAGGGCGACAACUGGAAUGAUUUGUUGAAGGAGGUCAUCACCUUUAACUCUGUUGAGGAAUUCUGGGGUGUAUAUAACAACAUUGCUCCCGUCUCCGAGCUUGCCCUCAAGUCCGACUACCAUCUCUUCAAGGAGAGUGUUCGUCCAGAAUGGGAGGAUCCUCAAAACAAGCAUGGUGGGAAGUGGUCAUACCAGUUCAAGGAGAAGAGAAACGUCCCUAUUGAUGACCUCUGGCUCCAUGUUAUGCUCUCGGCCAUCGGUGAGACUCUCGAAGACGAGGACGAUGGAGAACUCAUGGGAGUUGUUGUCAACGUUCGCAAAGGCUUCUACCGUAUCGGAGUUUGGACUCGCACAAUUGGCAAGAGCAUUCCAGGCGGAGGAGAUGGAGAUGUUGCUGGUGGCAAGGGACGCUCGCCUGAGAAGGGCAAGGAGGUCUUGAUGAAUAUUGGUCGCAAGUUCAAGGAAGUUCUGAAAGUCCCAACAACUGAGGCUGUUGAGUUCUCCGGUCAUACCGAUAGUGCCCACAGCGGUAGCACUCGUGCGAAGGCAAAGUUCACAGUCUAG